UGUGCCGUAGUUACCGGUUGGUCAUACAUACAUGGUGUUGCGUCAGCACUUGAUACCCUUUGUUCGCAGUCUUAUACAUCCGGUAAGAUAAUCAUGGUGGGUGUAUAUUUACAACGCGGCGUUAUAAUAAGUUUGUUAGGAUUCCUCCCAUUCGCUUGUCUUUGGUGGGAAGCAGAACAAGUUUUUAAACUCAUUGGUCAAGAUCCAAAAAUUUCUGCACAAGCUGGUUUAUAUUUAAAAUAUUUACUGUUUGGAGCUCCUGCAUUCUUGUUGUUUGAAAAUUUGAAGAGAUAUUUGCAAGCUCAAGGCUUAACCUUCAUGUUAGUUUUGUAUAAACCAACAUCACUUGGUUUGAUUGGAGCACCUAUUUCCAUGGCUAUAACAUAUUGGUUAAUGUUUAUCUUUCUUGCCAUUUAUACUAAAUUCAUUAACGGAUAUCAAGCAUGGGGUGGAUUGUCACGUGCUGCGUUUUAUGGCUGGAAACGGUUUUUGACAUUGGCAAUUCCUGGCGUCUUGAUGGUUUGUUCAGAAUGGUGGUCAUUUGAAUUCAUAUCUCUUCUCUCCGGAUACCUUGGUGAAAUUUCACUUGCAACCCAAGGCAUAAUACUUACUACAGCUAAUCUUUUGUAUCAAAUACCAUAUGGAUUUUCGGUAGCAGCAUCAGCUCGUAUUGGAAAUUUAUUGGGUGCUGGAAUGAUAGAAAGGGCUAAAACCGCAUCAAAAUUUUCUAUGCAACUCGCUGCUACUAUUGCUUUAUUGAAUGCAACUAUAUAUGUUCAUCUCGGAAGAAGAUGUAGUCAAGCUUACGUCUUAUGUCUUACCAUACCCGACUGUUUAAACUGCGUCGGGCUUGGUGUUCUUCGUGGGAAAGGCCGUCAAAAUAUUGGUGCAUGCCUCACCGUUACUGGAUAUUUAAUUAUAGGGUUACCUACUGGUAUACUUGUAGGUUUCAAUUUAGGAUUUGGAUUACAAGGUUUUUGGAUUGGAGCGAUGACAUCUUCACUUGCCAUUUGUAUUACUCUUAGUAUUAUUAUAUGGGGAACUAAUUGGCAACGGCAAUUAGAUAAAUGUAAAGAACGAAUGAAAAUAGACAGAGAUAGAUUUGAAGCCGAUGUUAAAUCUGCCAAUUUAGUUAAUAAUUGUAAUGUGAUGUGA
Messenger RNA from Racocetra persica, 1155 nucleotides. The record is from the annotation of a GenBank genome assembly. Lineage: Eukaryota; Fungi; Glomeromycota; Glomeromycetes; Diversisporales; Gigasporaceae.